AUGCGCACCCACGAGACCCGCACGGAGGGCGUGCUCGACUGCACAGGCGCGCUCACCGUCCUCGCUACAAAGCUCACCGCUGUGGCGUAUAACUACCAGGACGGGCUCACGCUGCUCGAGGAGAAGGACGAAGGCGCGCAAGCCAAGGACGAGGAGAGGAAGGAGUUGACCGAGGAGCAGAGGCGGCGGGAGGAGCGGACGGAGCGUUCGCGAUUGGAGAGGCGAAAGGCGGCGCUGGUUACCAUGCCGUCGGUGGUGCAGAUCUGGUCCCCGGGACUCAAGCAGCCGCCCAUCUUCCCACCGUUCUGCCGCGCGUUCAUCCAGGGCGUCCUCUCAGCGUUCGUCUUCCUGCUCGUGUCCCCCUCGCUCGACCUAACGCGCAUCAGCGACAGCCACAAGAACCGCGCCUACCCCUUCCACCGCCGCUGGCUCCUCGCGCACCACGCGUGCAUCGUGUGGCGCUUCCGCGCGUACAUCCUCUGGAGCAUCACUGAGGCUGCCAUGAUCACCGCCGGGCUCGGCUUCAGCGGCUGGGAGACCCCCACGGGGGACCCUGGGAAGGGUGGGGACGUGAAGGGGAACGGGGGGGGAUUGGAGGGGGCGAAGGUCAAUGGGAAGGGCGGUGGUGAUGGGGAUGCGGGGAAGCAGGAGGGUGCUAGGACGUGUGCAGCGCCUGCUGGGGAGAGGAAGGCGCUGUGGAGCCGGGCUCGCAAUGUGGACAUACUGGGGGUUGAGUUCCCCAAGAGCUGCCUCGACUUUGCUACCAACUGGAACAUCUCCUACGGCCUCUGGCUUAGGCUCUACGUGUACAACCGAAUGGUGCCGCCCGGCAGGAAGCCCACCUUCGUCCACAUGCUCGCCACCAUGUUCAUCAGCGCCGUCUCCCAUGGCUUGAAUUGGGGUGACCUCAUAUUCUUUGCCAAUUGGGCGCUUGUUGUUGCCAGCUCCAAAGCCAUCUACCAGCUCACAGCUGGAAUCCCCAAGGGCACCAGUACCCACCGCAUUGUGGCACUUCUUCAUACCCUCUAUAGCAUCUUCGUCUCCACCUACAUGGCCAGCGCCUUCUGC
Messenger RNA from Closterium sp. Naga37s-1, 1068 nucleotides. The record is from the annotation of a GenBank genome assembly. Lineage: Eukaryota; Viridiplantae; Streptophyta; Zygnematophyceae; Desmidiales; Closteriaceae.